This is a messenger RNA of Periophthalmus magnuspinnatus, 4418 nucleotides long. RefSeq names its product slingshot protein phosphatase 2a (gene ssh2a). The transcript has 14 exons. NCBI's taxonomy places the organism in Eukaryota, Metazoa, Chordata, Actinopteri, Gobiiformes, Gobiidae. The coding region runs from base 287 to 3994 and encodes 1235 amino acids. Gene Ontology annotation, biological process: protein dephosphorylation; negative regulation of actin filament polymerization; actin cytoskeleton organization. The record is from RefSeq and is a predicted model, not a curated record. Gene Ontology annotation, molecular function: actin binding; protein tyrosine/serine/threonine phosphatase activity. Gene Ontology annotation, cellular component: cytoplasm.
CUCCGCGUGUGUUGGACGUGUCUCUUCUCUGUGUUGGACGUGUCUCUUCUCUGUGAUGGACUAACUCGAGUAUAAACGUCUUUACACAACUUUUGUCUGGACUUUUGUUAAACUCGCGCCUGUUUGGACACGUCUGUGCGUAAUCGUGUUUAAUCUGCACUGACUGUAAAUCGCAGCGAUCCUCGUCUUUUGUGGCUUUUAAAAUGAGCUCAAGGCGAGUUUUUCGUGAAGAGGAGUAAGACUUUCCCCUGUCUCUGUGGCCCGCUCUGCCUCGCUCCUCGGCGGCAUGACUCUGGGCUCUGUGUCCGCCUCAGAGAGCUCCUCUGCGGUGAGCUUCUGCUCCUGCUGCGGGGCCAAGAUGGUGCCAUAUUUUAGCGAGGACGCGGUGGUCAACAAGAACCAGAUCAACCAGCUCAUCAGUGAGAGUUUCCUCACAGUUAAAGGGGCGGCGCUUUUUCUCCCCCGAGGCAACAGUCCCACCCCAAACUCCGCCCCUCGCCUCAGCCAGCGCCGAAACAAGCACACGGGUGACCUCCAGAAACAUCUCCAGACCAUGUUCACUGUGCUGCGGCCCGAGGACACGAUACGACUCGCGGUCCGUCUGGAGAGCGCCUUCCCUCAGGUCACACGGUACAUGGUCGUCGUCUCCAACAACGGACGACAGGACACGGAGGAGAGCAUCGUCCUGGGCAUGGACUUUGUCUCGUCUGAUAGUUGUUGUUCCGUGGGUCUUGUUCUUCCUCUGUGGAGCGACACCAUGAUCCAUUUGGAUGGAGAUGGUGGGUUCAGCGUGUCUACGGUCAACAGGGUUCAUGUUUUCAAGCCCGUGUCGGUCCAGGCCAUGUGGUCCGCGCUGCAGUCGCUCCAUAAAGCCUGUGACGUGGCCCGUUGCCAUAACUACUACCCCGGGAGCCUGUUCCUCACCUGGGUCAGCUACUACCAGAGCCGCGUCUCGUCCAGCCAGAUCUGCGUCAACGAGUGGAACGCCAUGCAGGACGUGGAGUCUCACCGAGCCUCGUCCCCCGUCCUCUUCACUGACCUCCCCACAGAGAGAGAACGAACAGAGAGACUCAUCAGACUGAGACUCAGAGAAAUCAUGAUGCAGAAAGACCUGGAGAACGUCACCUGUAAAGAGAUCCGCACAGAGCUGGAGAUGCAAAUGGUUUGCAACUUGCGUGAUUUCAAAGGGUUCAUCGAUAACGAGAUGAUCGUGAUCCUGGGACAGAUGGACAGCCCCACAGAAAUAUUCGACCACGUUUUCCUGGGCUCUGAGUGGAACGCCUCAAACCUGGAGGAGCUGCAGAACAGCGGUGUCCGAUACAUCCUCAACGUCACCAGAGAAAUCGACAACUUUUUCCCAGGAAUGUUUGAAUAUCACAACAUCAGAGUUUACGACGAAGAAGCCACCAAUCUGCUGGAAUACUGGAACGACACCUACAAGUUUAUCACCAAAGCCAAAAAAGCCGGUGCCAAAUGCCUGGUUCACUGUAAGAUGGGCAUCAGCCGCUCCGCCUCCACGGUGAUCGCCUACGCCAUGAAGGAGUACGGCUGGAACCUGGACACGGCGCUGGAGUACGUCAAAGACAAACGCUCCAUCACCAAACCCAACCCCUCCUUCAUGAGGCAGCUGGAGGAGUACCAGGGCAUUCUGCUCGCAAGUAAACAGCGCCAUAACAAACUGUGGCGUUCUCACUCUGACAGCGACCUCUCCGACCGCUCGGACGCCUCGUGUAAACGCCCCCAAACCCUGACGCGCUCCGACUCCCACAACAACAACAGCAUCCCCUCCUCCCCCUCAUUACAUCACUUCCUGGGCGUGGCCGUUCUCCAGGCUCUGACCUCAGACCCCGUAAGCUCCUCCCCCUCGUCCUCUCCCGACUCCCGCUCCAGCGACGGAGGAGAAACGCCAAACCACGAGGAGGAGGUGACCCCGAUCCCAAACAUACUCCCCCGACCUCGAGCGGCGGUCGUCAUCCCAGAAGACGCCGUGGAUAAUUCAGCUCGAGUCGCCAUAACGGUCCCUCUGGCUUUACCGCAGCCGCCGCCUUCCAUUCACAUACUCCCCUCUACUCCCAAAAUGAAACAUGGCGAGCCCGCGACGACGCAGCCCGCCGAGCCCGCCACGACGACGCAGCCCGCCGAGCCCGCCACAACGACGCAGCCCGCCGAGACGCAGCCCGCCACGACGACGCAGCCCGCCGAGCUCGCCACGACGCAGCCCGCCGACGCAGUGCCUGAACUCAAACUGUCUCUGGAUUUGCCUGAAGAACACGCCCCUGACACGUCUCCACUGACACUGGGCUCUACAGACACAGAUGUGCAGGACCUGUCAGAUUUAAGUGAGAAAGUGACUCCUCUGAGCUCCGCCGCCUCAGGACUGACACUUUCUCCUCUUCAAAGCGACGACAACAAUAACCCGAGUCAUUUGAACGUGGACAAUGCCACAGAGAGUCGAGGGGAGGCAGACGGCGCGUCCACACACAGCUCAGACAGUAUAGAUUUCUUCAGCGCCAGAGAGAAGUUUUUAGGAUUAGCUCUAGACGGAAGACUCCAGAAGCAAACGGAGCAGGAGACGCAUCCUCCGCUCCCGUCGGCGGCAGAAGAGGAAAAUAAAGACACUGAGACUAAAGAGGACGAUAAAACUGAGAAAGAAAACAGCCAGACUGAAGACGGCGCUGACCCCGCCCAUCACCCCGACAACUGCAUCUCUGUCCGCCACAUCGUCACCGAGAUCGAAGCCAUUUCACAUCCUGCCCCUUCAACAAUCACCACAUCCUCCUCCAGCCCGUCUCUCCAGCUCCCUCACCCAGAACCUCACAUCGACUCUGGACUCGACCCGGCCUCCCCCGGCCCCCCUACCGCGCUCCAGCCCGCCGCCGUGUUACCCGGCGAGUGGCCCAUCGGAUCGGUCCGGCGAGCGACGAAACAGCUAGAGCAGAAAAUGAAACGGGAGAUGCUCGCCGCACGAUCGACUCUACAUUCCCCCAGCAAUGAAAACUCACUUGUGCGCAGUCUACAACAAACUGAAUGUACGAACGAUUCAGAACAUGACACUCAGGGACAGGUGGAAACGCCAAAAGAUUGUGACGAAAACAUUCAAAUACUUGACACCUCGGACUUUAAUUCAAGUUGUAGCCAAGACACAGGUGGCGUGCGCGCUGCUACUGAAAGCCAAACUGACAGAGCGCUACAAACCAAGAGCCCGAGCUUAGGUUCAUCUUUACAUACCUCAACCUCAGCCCAAAGACUGCACAUUAGCCAAGAUGUGGAACCGCAAAAUGUGACUGUAGAUGGAGUAACUGUGCAAGAUUCAGACACGGACGAAAAGUGCGUGCAAGUUUUAGGGUGUAGUCCUGAUUGUGAAGCCCAGAACAAGUUAGCGAGGGGCAGCCAGGAACUUGAGAGGAUACAGCAAACACUAAAAGAACUGCAAGCGUUUCUUUGUGACGGAGUAAACUUGGAGAAUCAACUUUCUGACAAAAUGGACACUGAAAUUAGUAAAGACGCUCAGAGCUAUUUGAGUUUUGAUGUCGCCGAAAGGAUUAAAGAGGAGCAGAAAUCGGAGCCUACAGGUUGGCACAGAGCGAUUGAACUUGAAGCGAGGUUACGCCAAGCAGGACUGACUCCGCCUUCGCUCAUGAAACGAUCGGCGUCUCUGGCUAAACUGGACUCUCUCGAACUGUCCGCUAACGAUCUGAAUGAUUUGGAUUUGACAUCUCAAACAAAGACGACGUCAUCGCACUCCAGGAAAUCAAAACUCCACAGGAAAGAAAAGCAGAAACUUUUGGCACAUAUCUCGAAUGUUGUACGUCUUUCGUCCGACCAAACCGAGGAGGAGAAGUCGACGUCUUGUUGCCAAAAAGAGGACGUAGGCGAAGGGGUGAAGCUCGCACAAAAGCAGGGAAGACGACACUCGGCUUCAUCCGGACGUUCGCGCAAACUCUCCAUUGAUAAAAAGCAUCGAGCCGUCACUGUGCUGUACAAUACGAUGUAAAAGACUGGAGCUGGUGUAAACUGGAUGCAUGUGUGUGUGAAACUGUCAGAGCACUGGCAGGAAGUAGCAGAGUAAAUGUAGAAGUGAAUGUUCGGCUGCAUGUUAAACCACUGGAUGUGCUAAAUAAACUGGAUUUCAGGUUUAAUACAAAGUCUAAAGACCGAAUCAUUAUGCAUUGUUACUGUAUGUUAAGUUCUAUUGUUUUAUAAUGUUUCUCAGUGUGUUCAGACAGGGGGCGCUCUCUCAAAACAUGCACUUUAUACUGUUUUUGGAUGAUGUUUUUCAUUUCUUUGGCGUUUCUUAUCCGGAGUAUUCUUUGCACUGAAGUCAGGGGGGCGUGGCGUCCUCUUGGAUCUUCGUUCAGAUUUUUAAACCAGGGCAAAGCUGACAUUUUGUUUCUUAAUAAAGGGCUUCAGCGACGUCC